Molecule: messenger RNA, 1711 nt
Organism: Hibiscus syriacus
Lineage: Eukaryota; Viridiplantae; Streptophyta; Magnoliopsida; Malvales; Malvaceae
Product: omega-hydroxypalmitate O-feruloyl transferase-like
Exons: 3
Coding region: 126-1445 (439 amino acids)
Molecular function (GO): acyltransferase activity, transferring groups other than amino-acyl groups
Source: RefSeq, a predicted model, not a curated record
ACCCACCUCCAUCAUUCGGCUCCAUCUACAGCAAUCCUCUGUUUCAUAGUUUCCACAUUCGGUCACUGCGAUUCCCUCAAACCAGACCUGACAAUUCUUUCUCAAUAUACUCUGAAGCUUUUCACAUGGGUGUAGACAUUGUUGAAGGUUCUCCUAUAAUGGACAAGUCUCCGCUGAUUACUGUGAAGCAAGGAGAGCCAACCCUGGUUCGUCCUGCUGAAGACACACCAAAGGGUCUAUACUUCCUCUCAAAUCUCGACCAAAACAUUGCAGUCAUUGUUCGCACCAUUUACUGCUUUAAGUCGGAUGAGAAAGUGAAUGAAAACGCUGCUGAAGUGAUCAAGGAUGCACUGAGAAAGGUUCUUGUUCAUUACUAUCCACUUGCUGGUCGGUUAACUAUCAGCUCGGAGCAUAAACUGAUUGUGGACUGCACCGGGGAAGGGACUGUGUUCGUGGAAGCUGAAGCUGAGUGUAAGAUGGAGCAUAUUGGAGACAUAACAAAGCCUGAUCCCCAGACUCUUGAGAAGUUGGUUUAUGACAUUCCUGGUGCAACAAACAUAUUGGAGAUGCCACCUCUUGUAGCUCAGGUGACUAAGUUCCAAUGUGGAGGAUUCGUGCUUGGACUGUGCAUGAACCAUUGCAUGUUUGAUGGCAUUGCCGCCAUGGAAUUUGUCAACUCAUGGGGUCAAACAGCCCGAGGUUUGCCGCUCACUGUGCCUCCGUUCUCCGACAGAACUAUUCUUAAAGCCCGAAACCCGCCUGAGAUAAAGCAUCUUCAUCAGGAAUUUGCUGAGAUAGAGGACAAGUCCAGUACUGGUGAACUCUACAAUGAUGAAAUGCUUUACAGAUCUUUCUGUUUCGAGCCUGAGAAGCUAGAGAAACUGAAGAAACAUGCCAUGGAGGACUGUGUUCUCGAUAAAUGUACCACUUUCCAAGCGCUUUCAGCAUUCGUGUGGAGGGCUCGGACCAAGGCACUAAACUUGCUGCCUGAGCAACAAACCAAGCUUCUCUUCGCCGUCGAUGGCAGGUCCAAAUUCAAUCCAUCUCUUCCAAAGGGCUACUUCGGCAAUGGCAUUGUGUUGACAAACUCCAUAUGCGAAGCAGGCGAGCUAUUGGAGAAACCAUUUUCACACGCCGUGGGUCUAAUUCAGGAAGCAAUCAAGAUGGUUACGGAUGGUUACAUGAGAUCCGCCAUAGACUACUUCGAGGUAACCCGAGCUAGGCCAUCUUUGUCAUCAACCCUGCUGAUCACUACAUGGUCUAGGCUAUCUUUCCACACUACAGAUUUCGGAUGGGGAGAGCCUGUUCUGUCGGGACCAGUUGCAUUGCCGGAGAAGGAAGUAAUCUUGUUCCUAUCUCAUGGCAAAGAGAGGAAAAGCAUCAAUGUUCUUCUGGGGUUGCCUCCUUCUGCCAUGAAAGUCUUCCGAGAAGAGAUGGUGGUUUAGAUAAGUAUUUGCAGAAUAUUCAGCCUUACAUAUCACUUUCCCAUUUCAACUCUCUGUGAUAUAUUGCCACUGUCGUCCCUACACAUGCAGCAUCAAUACAGUAAAGGAGUAUCAAAGGUGAAAAAUUGUGCUGUGUGCAGGAAGGUUCUUUGUUUUUUCCUUUCACAUCAAUUUGAACUUAUUACCCACAAGUUAUGCGUGUAUUUGUUUUAAGACGUUAAUGUGAUGUAUGUCUUAUAUUUCAUUCUUUAUAAGUCAAAAAUAAU